Argentina anserina (silverweed cinquefoil) is the source of this 501-nucleotide messenger RNA. Its product is annotated as extensin-2-like. The transcript has a single exon. The record is from RefSeq and is a predicted model, not a curated record. Bases 1 to 501 code for a protein of 166 amino acids. Lineage: Eukaryota; Viridiplantae; Streptophyta; Magnoliopsida; Rosales; Rosaceae.
AUGGGAGCCUUGGGGCAGCCGAGGCCUCACUGGAUCAUUUCAGUGUUUUAUGGUUUGUGCUACUUAGCUAGUACUACUGUUCUUGCUAAUAGUCCUUACACUUAUUCUUCACCGCCACCUCCUCACAAUGCUACCAAGUACCCUCCUCCAAAGUCACCACCACCCAAAUAUCCCAAGCACCCUCCUCACCAUUACAAGUCAUCGCCACCGCUGCCACCGCCGAAGCAUGUGAAGCCUCCUCCAUAUCACUACAAGUCACCACCACCCCCAUCACCUUCACCACCACCCCCUUAUGUGUACGAGUCUCCCCCGUCCCCAUCAACAUCACCCCAACCUCCAUAUGUCUACAAAUCUCCCCCACCCCCAUCACCUUCACCGCCACCUCCAUAUGUCUACAAGUCUCCACCACCACCAUCACCCUCCCCUCCUCCUCAUAAUCACUACAAAUCUCCUCCCCCAUACUACCACAUAGAUGGGGGAGGGAUCGACUACGGUGACUAG